AUGAACGAGGAGGGCGGCUACCUGGGCCAGGUCACCUACCAGUGCGUCUACAGCGGGGUGCUGGAUCGCUUGAAGGAGAAGAAUCGAAACGACCCCGCCGCCUCAAUGGCCAUCCAGAAAAUCCGCUCGGCGUUGAAGGCCUGCGACCAGACGUCGCCCGGUUUUCUGUUCGACUUCACGCGUGUCCUUCUCUCUGAUGCGGCCAUCGACAUCAAUAUUCAGGAAGCGUAUCUCCGCAUGCAAGCGACGGCGUCGACCGACGAUCUCAUCAUCCACGCGUCCCCAGAAGUGCGCGAAUUCAAGGAGUUGAGCGAGCGGGCCAUCAACCUUCGCCAUGUGCUGGCGCGUGUGCCCGAGGAAAUGUCCGACCGUCGAACUUUCCUCGAGACGAUCAAGGAAAUUGCCACGUCGAUAAAGAAGCUAUUGGAGGCGACGAACGCCACGCUUCACGUCGUCCCCGAAAGUGCUCAGCAAGCGGUCGAGAAGCGGAAGCGCGAAUUUGUGCACUACUCCAAGCAGUUCAGCAACACCCUCAAGGACUAUUUCCGCGACCAGAAUGCUCUUCAGGUGGCCGUCUCGGCGAACAAGCUCAUCUUCCAAACGACGCUGAUCAUCCGGACCGUCAACGACAAGCUUCGCAAGCGU
This is a messenger RNA of Mesorhabditis spiculigera, 645 nucleotides long. NCBI's taxonomy places the organism in Eukaryota, Metazoa, Nematoda, Chromadorea, Rhabditida, Rhabditidae. The record is from the annotation of a GenBank genome assembly.